Molecule: messenger RNA, 2641 nt
Organism: Danio rerio (zebrafish)
Lineage: Eukaryota; Metazoa; Chordata; Actinopteri; Cypriniformes; Danionidae
Gene: phex
Product: phosphate regulating endopeptidase homolog, X-linked
Biological process (GO): proteolysis
Molecular function (GO): metallopeptidase activity; metalloendopeptidase activity
Source: RefSeq, marked validated
GGCAGUAUGGAAAUGGAGAGGCUGGGGAGAGGAGGAACCAAAGCGAGCGCGGGCCCCAACACUCUCCUGAAAGCUGCACUGGCUGUGUGUGUAUGUGUCUGCAUCGCACUGCUGAUCGCCGUCAUCACGGUAUCACAAAAAGCAAGCAAUGAAGACCUCUGUCUAGGCCCACACUGCGUUGAAGCAGCCGGAUCUAUCCUGAGUAAGAUGGAUCAGUCGGUGGACCCGUGCGAUGACUUCUACCAGUACGCAUGCGGAGGCUGGCUUAGGGAAAACCCCAUUCCCGAAGACUCAUCAAGCUAUGGGAUUUACCCAUGGCUCAGACAGAACGUAGACCUCAAGCUGAAAGAGUUAUUAGAGCAGCCCGUGAGAAGUGGAGAUAUUGAGGCUGUGAAGAAGGCCAAAGUCCUGUACGCAUCCUGCAUGAAUGAAUCUGCGCUGGAGAUUGAGGAUGCCAAUCCUCUGCUGAAGAAUCUAAAGCAGAAAGAAUUCCGCUGGCCAGUUUUGGGUGAUGCACUGGGCUCUUCCUCACGCUGGGUGGAGUCUCAGUUUAACCUGCUGGAGACAUUGGCACAGAUUCGCAGUCAGCACAGCAAGUCUGUUCUCAUCCGGCUUUUUGUCGCUCCUGAUGACAAGAAUUCUAACCAGUACAUCAUCAAGCUGGACCAAGCCUCUUUGUCCCUGUCAUCCAGAGAAGAUUACAUCACCAACACAACGGAGGCACAAAUGUACCGAGAGGCACUUUUAAGGCUGAUGGUUGACGUUUCUGUCAUGCUUGGAGCAAGUGAGCAGGCUGCUGAGGCUCAGAUGAAAUCGGUACUUGAUUUUGAGAUGAAACUUGCACAGAUCGUGAUCCCUUAUGAGAACCGCACUAGUGAGAACAUGUACAACAAGUACAGCUUGUCUAAACUGCAGCGCACUGUUCCAGAUUUUAACUGGCUGGGUUUCGUCAGAGCAGUGAUUGACACAGAGUUGUACCCGGAUCUGAAAAUCUCCUCUUCAGAGCAGGUGAUCGUACGUGCUCCACAGUACUUUAAAGACCUCUUCAAACUCAUCAACGCCACAGACACCAGGACAGUUGCCAAUUACGUCAUAUGGAGAUCGGUUUUCUCCCGAAUCACCACUUUGAGUAGACGAUUUCUCUACAGAUACCUGGACUUUGCUCGGGUUACUACAGGGACCACCUCUCUGACCCCUCGCUGGGACAAGUGUGUCAAUUAUGUUGAAAACACACUCAUCUAUGCCGCUGGUAGGCUCUUUGUUGAUAAGCAUUUCCAGGAGGACAAGAAGCACAUGAUGGAGGAAUUGAUCAAUGGCAUCAGAUGGGCAUUUAUUGACAUACUAGAAAAAGAGAAUGAAUGGAUGGAUGAAGAAACAAAGAGAAAAGCGAUAGAUAAGGCUCAUGCAGUUCUACCAAAAGUGGGUUACCCAGACUUCAUUUUAAAUGACACCUAUAUUAACGAAGACAUCAAAAGGUUGGCGUUCACUAUGACUGACUACUUUGGAAACGUCAUGCAGACUCUGAAGUUCAUCGCUCAGUCUGAUAUCGGCUGGCUGAGGAAAACAGUCCCACGCACAGAGUGGUUCACCAACCCGACUACAGUCAAUGCUUUCUACAGCUCCUCCACCAACCAGAUCAGAUUCCCUGCAGGAGAACUUCAGAAGCCUUUUUUCUGGGGACUUAACUAUCCUCGAUCCUUGAGCUAUGGAGCGAUUGGUGUAAUUGUGGGCCACGAAUUGACCCAUGGCUUUGAUAACAAUGGCAGGAAAUAUGACAAAGAUGGAAACCUGGACCAGUGGUGGAGCAACUCCUCAAUCAACCGCUUCACUGAAAAGACACAGUGCAUGAUUGACCAAUACAACAGUUACUACUGGAAGGAGGCUGGGCUAAAUGUCAAGGGGAAGAGGACUCUGGCGGAGAACAUUGCUGACAAUGGAGGGAUCAGAGAAUCUUUCAGGGCCUACAGGAGAUGGGUCGAGAAAGAGAGAGGAGGUGUCGAGGAGCCUCUCCUGCCUGGUGUGGGUCUGACCCAUAACCAGCUGUUCUUCCUCAGUUAUGCUCAUGUUCGCUGUAAUGCCUACAGACCAGAAGCGGCUCGUGAUCAGAUCCAGAGUGGAGCUCACAGCCCUCCUAAAUAUAGGGUUAUUGGAGCGAUGAGCAACUUUGAAGAGUUCCGUAAAGCUUUUAACUGCCCUGAGACGUCAAUCAUGAACAGGGGGGCGGAGUCCUGUCGAGUGUGGUAAUGUGAAGACUUCGAUCACAGCACAACCCAAACCUCCUGAUUUUGUCCCACAGGGGCCGUGCUGACCAAUGAAUGGCCCUUAGCCGUCAGCCACUGGAAAACUGUAGAAAAUACAUGCAGUGCCUACAACACCUGAAAGCUUUCAAACACAUCUGCAGCUUUGUUUUUACUGUCUGACCUCAAUUGAAAUGUACAAAUAGCAACACGCGGACCACAAAAAUUCCCUGAAGGCCUUCCUUCGGUUCAUCACUGCUUUUUUAUUCAUACAAAUUAGGCCGCACUGUCGCUUUAAGAGUGCUAUAAAUUAUUAUUGUUGUUGAUGUUGGUUAAAGUUGGUAAUUGUCUCUUUUUAUUGUAUUGAAAACGUGAGUAAAUAAUGAUUUUUUUUUCUGAUGUGU